This is a messenger RNA of Prorocentrum cordatum, 933 nucleotides long. The record is from the annotation of a GenBank genome assembly. Lineage: Eukaryota; Dinophyceae; Prorocentrales; Prorocentraceae.
AUGCAGCUCGCCGUGCUGGCGUACCUGAACUCCCCCGACGUUCUGUUGUCCAUAGUCUUCCUACUCUUGGCGAAUCGGCGCAUCAAAUUCACUCACGACACGCAGUGCGUCGAAUACUUCGCAGGGGUCGCUGCUGUGUGCAAGGCGUUCGCCAGUGCGGAUCAUGCGGUGUACGCCUACGAGAUUCUCAAGGCUCCUGUCAUGAACGACAUCCUGAGCGAUAUUGGGUUUGCCGAGGCCGUUCGGGUUGCCUUGAACACCGCGGUGGCUGGGUGCUGCGUCUUGGGGCCUGCGUGCAGCUCCUGGGUGCACUUGAGCAUGGGCAGCUCCGGGAGGCGCAAGUGGAGACCCCUUGGUGAUCAAAAGAAACUCUUUGUUAAGAAAGCCAACCUCAUGGUGAGCCGCGUGAUCUUAUUGGUACGGAUAUUGCACAGUCGCGGGGUAUUCUGGGUGUUGGAGCAACCGAUGAGCUCGUUGAUGGUGCAUCAUCCGCGUUUUCAGGAAGCCAUCAAGGACCUCGGCAUCCACAGCGUGCGCAUCUACAUGGGCAACUUCGGCGCGAAGACCGAGAAGGGCACCACCCUGUACUCCAAUUGCCCAGAGGUGAAGGGGAUCGGCGGGCAGAAAAGGCCCACGCACAUGCACAACAACACGAAAAAGCUGGUUGACGAGUUCGUCGACGCCAGUGGAUGCAUUAAGGUGACUGGGAACAGCGAGCUCAAGCAGAGCCAGGCUUCCCCUUGCGCCUGCGCGUGUGGGAUCUACAAGAUCUGGGCGGAGAACAGGGGCACCCUUGUGCAGCGCCACCGGGGGCCCCAGAAAGCAACGCUCGACGCAGGCAUGGAGGUGAAUAUCUUCGGCGCGCCGUCGACCCGCAAGGAGGCCUGGCACGAUGCGAAGCUCGACGGCGUGGUGGCCUACCUGCAAAAGUGA